Ananas comosus (pineapple) is the source of this 1367-nucleotide messenger RNA. RefSeq names its product tobamovirus multiplication protein 2A-like. The record is from RefSeq and is a predicted model, not a curated record. NCBI's taxonomy places the organism in Eukaryota, Viridiplantae, Streptophyta, Magnoliopsida, Poales, Bromeliaceae. Gene Ontology annotation, cellular component: membrane. Bases 347 to 1162 code for a protein of 271 amino acids. The transcript has 6 exons.
GAGAGAGAAGCGAAAAAAAAAAGACUCUAGAGAGAGAAAGAGCGCGCGCGCGGAGAGAGAGAGAGAAGCUUCGAGCGUAUAAAAGCAAUCUCGGAUCGAACGAACCCUCUCUCUCUCCAUGUGAGCUCCAAAUCGCAAUCCCCUCUCUCUCUCUCUCUCUCUCUCUCUCUCUCUCUUUUAAUUUCGCUCUAAUUUUCUACGAAUUUUUCUCAUUUUUUUCCGAUCCAAACCCCAAAAACCGAGCAAUUUUAUCAUCAUCGACUUCGGGAAUGCCCUAGUUUUGAUCGAAGAGGUGGUUUCGGAGGUAGGAGGAGGAGGAGGAGGAGAAGGAGGAGGAAGAGUAGCCAUGGCGUGCGAGGGUUUUUGGAGGUGUCUUUUGAAGCUUCUCAACUUCGUACUCAUGGUCGCUGGGGUGGGAAUGGUGGGUUAUGGGGUUUACUUGCUUGUGGAGUGGAGUAGGGUCGAUUUUGGGGGUGGUGAUGAAUUGGAGAUGCUGGAGUUUGGAAGGCCCAUGUUUCUCACUGUUUCUGCGUCUGCGAGUUUCGUCGAUCGGCUCCCGAGAGCUUGGUUCAUUUACUUAUUCAUCGGCAUUGGAGUUAUACUCUUCAUUAUAUCUUGCUUUGGCUGUCUUGGAGCAACAACUAGAAACAGAUGCUGCCUUUCUUUUUACUCUUUCUUGAUCAUCCUGAUGAUACUAGUAGAGCUUGCAGCAGCAGCUGUAAUUUUCUUCUAUCACAGCUGGAGAGAAGCAAUUCCUGCCGAUAAAACUGGAGACUUUGAGAUGAUGUACACUUUCUUAAAAGAUAACUGGAAAAUUGCCAAGUGGGUUGCCUUAAGUGCUGUAGUAUUGGAGGCAUUGAUGUUCUUGUUGGCUCUCAUAGUGAGAAUGGUGAAUGGACAUGCGGACUAUGAUAGUGACGACGAAUACAUUGCUCCACGACUCGGAACUCAGAAGCCAUUGAUUAAUAGAAUAAACAUUCCUUCCUCUGGUGAGCCCACUCUCAAUAACCGUCCGGUCCGGAACGACACCUGGAGCCAACGGAUGAGAAAGAAGUAUGGUCAUGAUACGUUGGAGUUCACAUACAAUCCGACAGAUCCAAGCAGGUUUCAGCAGGCAACUAUAGCUCCCGCGAACGACAGGGGUCGAUGUGCCAUUCUUUGAAAGACAAAAUUGUUCAUAUGAUUCCUGCUAGUGUUGUGCUCGUACAAUAGUCGGAUUUUUAGGGUUUUUUCAACUCCUAGAUUCAGUUGAGUGUGUAGAAAUAAUUGGACUUGUAAUUCUGAAGCUCUAGCAUGUUAUCAUCUUCUCUGAUAAAUCAUCUCUCAUUCUCAUCUUUAAAGGUUUCACUUUCAGAAUUUGUUGAUAA